GCACAGGGCUUGGUUGAAAUUAUGCACAAAAAGAUGAAUAAACACGAUGGAAUUAUACUUUUCACAUUUUAUUUUUCACUCACUUCCAGGGAUAGGAUUACUAUGGAGGAUUCACAUUUUAAAUACCAAAUUUUACAUAGGUGCAGAUUGCCAUGCCGUGCUGCGGGGCAUUACCACUGCCCCUAUUGUUCACGAACAGUUAUAAGGAGAGUGGACAUGGAAAGGCAUUUGUUCUUGUGCUAUAAACAACUGACUUCACAGUCUGUGGAGCCUGUCCUGCCUUGUGCCGCCCCAUCAGUGGAGCCUGUCCUGCUUCCUGCCGCCCCAUCAGUGGAGCCUGUCCUGCCUCUUGCCGCCCCAUCAGCGGAGCCUAUCCUGCUUCCUGCCGCCCCAUCAGCGGAGUCUGUCCUGCCCUGUGCCGCCCCAUCAGCGGAGCCUAUCCUGCUUCCUGCCGCCCCAUCAGCGGAGUCUGUCCUGCCCUGUGCCGCCCCAUCAGCGGAGUCUGUCCUGCCCUGUGCCGCCCCAUCAGCGGAGCCUAUCCUGCCUCUUGCCGCCCCAUCAGCGGAGCCUGUCCUGCCUCUUGCCGCCCCAUCAGCGGAGCCUAUCCUGCUUCCUGCCGCCCCAUCAGCGGAGUCUGUCCUGCCCUGUGCCGCCCCAUCAGCGGAGCCUAUCCUGCCUCUUGCCGCCCCAUCAGCGGAGCCUGUCCUGCCUCUGCCGCCCCAUCAGCGGAGCCUAUCCUGCUUCCUGCCGCCCCAUCAGCGGAGUCUGUCCUGCCUGUGCCGCCCCAUCAGUGGAGCCUGUCCUGCCUCUUGCCGCCCCAUCAGCGGAGCCUAUCCUGCUUCCUGCCGCCCCAUCAGCGGAGUCUGUCCUGCCUUGUGCCGCCCCAUCAGCGGAGCCUAUCCUGCUUCCUGCCGCCCCAUCAGCGGAGUCUGUCCUGCCUUGUGCCGCCCCAUCAGCGGAGUCUGUCCUGCCUUGUGCCGCCCCAUCAGCGGAGCCUGUCCUGCCUUGUGCCGCCCCAUCAGCGGAGCCUGUCCUGCCUUCUGCCGCCCCAUCAGCGGAGCAAGACCACUUGUAUGCACGGCAACCGGUGCAGGGUGCAGCAGAGGUUUAUGGGAGGUCUGUCAGGUGUCCCCAUUGCAAUCUUAG
Messenger RNA from Onychostoma macrolepis, 1146 nucleotides. Its product is annotated as keratin-associated protein 10-3-like. The record is from RefSeq and is a predicted model, not a curated record. Lineage: Eukaryota; Metazoa; Chordata; Actinopteri; Cypriniformes; Cyprinidae. The transcript is spliced from 2 exons. Bases 22 to 1146 code for a protein of 374 amino acids.